AUUCGCCGCACAGAUCACUCCCAGCAUCCCCCCGCCAGCCUCGACAUGUCCGCCGCCGUCGGCUCGCCGUUCCGGGCCGCCCCCGCCGCGCAGCACCGCCGGAGUGGGCGCGCCGGCGCCGUCACGCUCCGGUGCUCCAAGGUGGCCGCGGCCGCGCCCAUCCUGGACGACCUGAGGCUGCAGUGCGCGACGCCGCUCCCCCUGCUGCGCCACGUGGCGGGCGCCAUGGCCGCCGGCAUGCGCACCGGGCUCGCGGCCGACGGCGCCGGCGAGCUCAAGAUGAUCCCCAGCUACGUCUACUCGCUCCCCACUGGGAGUGAAACAGGGCUGUUCUAUGCUCUGGAUCUGGGAGGCACCAACUUCAGAGUGCUGAGGGUGCAGCUGGGUGGAAAAGAUAAGCGCGUCGUCGACACCGAGUCUGAGCAAGUGUCGAUCCCAAAAGAGAUCAUGCAUGGUACAACCGAGGAGCUGUUCGAUUUUAUCGCUUCCCGCCUAUCGAAAUUUGUAGCGAUGGAGGGUGGUAAUUUUCAACUUCAGGAAGGUCGGAAAAGGGAGAUAGGCUUUACCUUCUCCUUCCCGGUGAAGCAGACUUCUAUUGAUUCUGGCAUUCUGAUCAAGUGGACCAAGGGUUUUGCUGUAUCUGGGACUGCCGGGAAGGAUGUGGUUGCCUGUCUAAAUGCCGCCAUGGAGAGACAGGGGCUUGACAUGAGUGUAUCUGCUCUGGUAAAUGAUACCGUUGGAGCCUUAGCUGGAGCGCACUAUUGGGACGAGGAUGUGAUGGUUGCGGUGAUUUUGGGAACCGGCACAAAUGCUUGCUACAUUGAGCGAACAGAGUCUAUCCCAAAGCUCCAACACCUCGGGCUUGGAACAGGAAACACGAUUAUCAACACUGAGUGGGGAGCAUUUUCAGAUGGUCUUCCACUAACUGAAUUUGACAAGGACAUGGAUGCUGAAAGCAUAAAUCCUGGUGAACAGAUAUUUGAGAAGACAAUUUCUGGGAUGUACCUUGGAGAAAUUGUUCGGAGGGUGCUGGCCAGGAUGGCUCAAGAGUCUGAUCUGUUCGGUCACUCUUUCGCUGACAAACUAGCCGAGCCAUUUGUUCUAAGAACUCCGCAUUUGUGUGCUAUGCAACAAGAUAACUCCGAAGACCUUGGGGAAGUUGAAUCAAUUUUGCACGACAUCAUCGGGGUCAAUCAAUCUUCUGUAGCCGCACGAAGGGUUAUCGUAGAAGUUUCCGAUUGCAUCGUCAAGAGAGGUGGGCGGUUGGCUGGCGCCGGCAUUGCUGGCAUUCUUCAGAAGAUGGAGAAUGAUUCCAAGGGACUGAUAUUGGGGAGAAGAACAGUGGUAGCGAUGGACGGCGGACUUUACGAGAAUUACCCUCAGUACAGGUCGUACAUGGUUGAGGCUAUGGCGGAGCUGCUCGGUCCACGGGACAUGGAGCACAUUGUCGUCGAGCACACCAAGGACGGCUCCGGCAUCGGUGCGGCACUUUUGGCAGCUGCAAACUCAAAAUAUGCAGCAGCUCAGCUCUUGGCGUGAUGUUCAUUCAUUAGGAACUUGCGAAGCAAAGAGUUUGCUCUAACAUGCUAGGAACCUUGGGUGUGUUCCGGAAAUGUAUUCUCGUUCUCAGGUACAUAUUGCAUCGAUAAAAACUGAGAGGUAGAUAACAUUAUCUUCUUGGGUGACUUUUAACAUCACUCCUCAGUCUCAGAUGGUUGAGAUUACUUGUUAGUAUUGGACUGCAGAAUCUGGUAUGUUUUAGCAAUGUAAAAUAAAUUCAGUUA
Aegilops tauschii subsp. strangulata is the source of this 1784-nucleotide messenger RNA. Its product is annotated as hexokinase-4, chloroplastic. Gene Ontology annotation, molecular function: ATP binding; fructokinase activity; glucokinase activity. Gene Ontology annotation, biological process: glucose 6-phosphate metabolic process; intracellular glucose homeostasis; carbohydrate phosphorylation. Gene Ontology annotation, cellular component: mitochondrion; cytosol. NCBI's taxonomy places the organism in Eukaryota, Viridiplantae, Streptophyta, Magnoliopsida, Poales, Poaceae. The record is from RefSeq and is a predicted model, not a curated record.